Messenger RNA from Cydia fagiglandana, 8917 nucleotides. RefSeq names its product carboxy-terminal domain RNA polymerase II polypeptide A small phosphatase 1 (gene hzg). Gene Ontology annotation, molecular function: RNA polymerase II CTD heptapeptide repeat phosphatase activity. The record is from RefSeq and is a predicted model, not a curated record. Lineage: Eukaryota; Metazoa; Arthropoda; Insecta; Lepidoptera; Tortricidae. The coding region runs from base 147 to 1016 and encodes 289 amino acids. The transcript is spliced from 5 exons.
UUUUAUGUUGGUUGCACUUGAAGUUGGUAUUUGCCAAGAGCCUGCCAUUUUGUAAGAUAGAAGGGAGAUAAAAAAUAGUUUUAUGGUGUUAAAAUUUUACAAAACCUUCGUUGCCAUUUAUAUUAAGGCCCAAAACAAAUGUUUAAAUGGACGCAUCGUCCAUUAUAACUCAGGUGUCUCGGGAUGACGAGCAAUUAAACAAUUAUGGAUCCGACAGAGGGUCAUCCCCUGGCGGGCAGCACAGUGAAGGUGAUGGCACCCCAGUGUCGACACCCCUGGGCAGUAAGAAGUCCGGGGGUGGCGGAUUCCUGCGGUCGCUACUGUGCUGUUGGCGCGGUGGUCGCGGGAAGGGCCCCCCUGGCAAUGGCACGAACAGUGUGGACGGUAGGGCCUCGCCGCCCCUGCUCAUCAUGGCAGACCAUGCUCCCCGACCACUGUUACCACCGAUUAGACACCAGGAUAUGCAUAAAAAGUGUAUGGUGAUAGACCUGGAUGAGACGUUAGUGCACAGCUCUUUCAAGCCAAUAAACAACGCGGACUUCGUCGUACCGGUCGAAAUUGACGGCUCCGUGCACCAAGUGUACGUCCUCAAGCGACCGCACGUCGACGAGUUCCUGCGGCGGUGCGGCGAGCUGUACGAGUGCGUGCUGUUCACCGCCUCGCUUGCCAAGUACGCGGAUCCCGUGGCCGAUCUUCUCGACAGAUGGGGCGUGUUCCGGGCGCGCUUGUUCCGGGACAGCUGCGUGUUCCACCGCGGCAACUAUGUGAAGGACCUGAACAGCCUGGGCCGGGACCUGCGGCGCGUCGUUAUAGUCGACAACUCGCCCGCCUCCUACAUAUUCCACCCGGACAACGCGGUCCCCGUCGCGUCGUGGUUCGACGACAUGACAGACUCGGAACUGUUGGACUUGAUACCGUUUUUCGAGAAACUGAGCAAGGUGGACAGUGUAUACACAGUGUUGCGCAAUUCCAACCAUCCGUACAACCCCACUCAGAACAACUCGCCGAGCACAUAGCCCGGCCCGCCGGCGCGCCGCGCCCGCACGGAGCGGCGGCGCGAGCGGGCCGCAAGAGACGCUCGAGAUGCGCGAGUCAUGCGCGAGCUGCGCGCGCUGCGCAUACACAUGCGCGACUGGCACGCGCGAGCUCGCGACGACGCGAGUCUCGAGCGCGCGAGUCUCGAGCUCGCCGCCCCCGCCCCGCCCGCGCCGCACACCUUCCUCGAAACACUCAUUAAGAAAGGAGCGAAUUUCGUCUUAAGUGCCAAUUUUGCCUUCUGGAUAGUAAGGACGUUGUUUGUACCUAUUUUACAGUUUAGGUAUUUCUUAGUGCGUAAGUGGUCAGUAUGAUGGACUUGUGAUUCUAUAUAUAUUUUUCACCGGUUUAUUUGACUCGCUGUUGAGCUUGCGGUAUUAUGUGCGUGUUCUUAUGUGAUCCGACUGUAUUUAGGAGAUUGACUAACUUAAAAAAAAAUUAUGUCUUAAAGUACGCAUUCGGGUUACCGAUACGAUAAAUGAAUUUGCAAUUUUUUUCCAAUGACAACCUUUUUAUAUCGAGCUUGGGAUCAAAUAUAAAUAAGUUAGAUAUUUUUACCUAAAACGUCUUAGCGGACGCGAUCAUUCAUUAAAAAAUAUUUCACAAUAUUUUAAUUAUACUAUAGAUUGCAUCUUUGACUCUAAAUAAAAUCUGAAUCGAUGGACUUUUAAUCGCUUAUCUCAAAAUCGAUGUGUUCCCGUACUGUACAAUUGUAAAUAUUAAAGUUUUUAUAUACUACAGCUGAUAGCUUCAAUCAUAUAGGUAUAUCGGAAUCAUGGUAGUGUACAUAUAGUUAAAUGAAAUAAUAUAAGCAGGCAGAAAUGCACUUAAGGUGAAUUUAAUCGCACUACCCGAGGUCGUUGUUGCAGUCAAAAAUGAAAUAAAACAAUAUAAAUGAAUUAUUUUAAAUAAUUAUUUUAGUUAUCGCUUAUAAAAUUGACUCUUCCAAUAAUUUGACAUACAAAUUAUAAUUUUAAUUUAUUUUAUCGCUUAAUUUUACUACUUAAAAUAAAAAUGUUAACCCAAUUGAAGCACUUAGUGUUACAUAGCCUGAGUAAGGUUUGUGCACAUUAGACGUAAUUUUGUAACGUAUUGUUACUAUAGGUGUAUAUUUAUUGUGUACAUACCUUGGUGUUUACCGUUAAGGCACUACGGACUUAUCUUUAACAGUCCUCGUUACCCUGCGUACUUGUACAAGUACAAAUUCAAUUCGAGUUUUGAACUUAAGUAUAGAAGUAAAUGAAAGUUAGAAAUUCAAAGGUGUAUAAAUUUUCUUAGGUCUUACCAGGUUAAGGCAAAUGAACCUUCGAAUGCCUGUUAUAAUCCACCUAUAAUAGAUAAUAUAAUUAAAUUUCAAUCAUAUGCAAAACACGGUAGCUAUCCACCAAAAGCCAAUCUAAGUUUAAACGAAAUAACACUUUCUGAAUACUUGCGUUAAGGUCUCAAAUGUCUUGAAGAUCACGUAGCUGAAGAUAAGUUCGUGGUGUCACACAGUUCCCAAUGCAUUGACGACAAUAAACGUCAUUCGAGUGUCAUACAAAUCAUUAUAAUGUAAUUUAUUGAAUAUGUUUAUAUUGAACACGGGUGGUCAGUUCAAUUUGGCAUCUUAAUGUAUUAACUCUGCUCUCAUAUAAAUCUUUAGCUAUUUCUAAAUCCGAUUUAUGUCUGAAUUAAUAAAGUCCAUUUCCGAAAAAAGAAAUUCUAAAGUAAAUCAUGAUGUUGUGGUAAACUGCAAAAAUAUUUUCUUAUGCAAGAAUGCUUGGAAUUGCUUUUAAAUAAGUUGCUUUUUCCUUAAAUUGCGAGGAAAACUACGGACGAUAUUAUAUCACGCGAUAGUCAUUAUCCAUCUUUAUUUAACACUUAUACUAUUAACACGGCGUGACAAGGACGGAUUCUUGCAUGCGACAAGGAAAAAUCACCAGAUGUCCUUCAGAAAGAACAAAUUCUCGCGUGUUUAAUUGCUAUAUUAUUAACUUAAAAUAAUGAUUCAACAUCUUGCAUGGCAACAAACGUCAUGGUAGGUAUAUAAUUUCGAAUUUAAAAAGUGAUAUUCACGUUCUAUGAGAGCAGAACACCGCACGUAUUUUUAUGUCAUCUCAGUAUUAACCUAGUGUAAUAAUCGAUGCCAUAAAACAAUGAAUGGUAGAUAUACGCAUACUUAUGUCGUCAUAAUUGUAAAAUACUACCUGUUAAUCUCUCAAUCGCGUGUCACGAGAAAAUGUGAUCAUUAUUAUGUACUCUACAAAGGCUUUCGCAAUAUAGUUGAUUUGAUACGAGCUCGAGGUUAACAGUGUUAUAAAUAUUGACUGUCUAAAUUUAAAAUAACUUUAAUAGUGGAAUAGGAUUAUUUGCAACAAGAAAUCAUGCGUUUUGGGAUUUGGGACAAGAGUGGAUACUUUUUGGAGCGCUGGACAUUCGUACCCAAAAGAUACCCCUCUUUGACACAAGUUGAUAGUAUCUGGCACAUACAAGCUAGCGUGCGAACGAGUAUGAAUAGUUAUCGUUUAUUUUCUUGUUGUAAAUGUAUUGAUCGCGGCAUAACUAAAGUAACAUAGUGUAGACCUUUGACAAUGAUCGAUCAGAAGAAUUGAAUACUUGCAACUGUUUUAACAUAUUGUUUUCGUCAAUAUACAGCUAUUUCGUAAAUUGACAUCCUUUAUAAGGUACAAAUAGUUCUUUAAAAGGCAUCUAAGACGUCAGUUAGCAAAACAGUUUCGGUAUUAACCUUUGGACCGCCACAAACGGCUGUGGCAAUCAUCGGAAAGUCUUGUCAAAGACGCCAACGACGACUACAGCCGUCAGUUUCGCCAAUGCAAUAGAGACUUACGCGGGACUUCGUAAAGUUCAAUUUCGCUUAAAUAAUCGCGAUCGCCUGGCUUUCGGGGCACGGCAUAUUCUUUCGCCGUCUGGCUUUCAAAAGGUUAACAAUUCAAUUAUUUGUUCUUCGUAAAGGACAUCAGGCUUAACCUUUUGAACGCCAAACGGCGCAUCCAUUUGCCGUGCCACUGACGCCACGGGGGUAAAUUUGAGUUGUUGUGAAUAAAUAAUACCAACCUAAAAGUGGGGUGUUUUCCACUGGAUUUUCAUCAAAAAACGAUCGACGCCAAAUGCCGUCUUUGGCGUCGUUGUCACGAUAUUGCGUUGACGUCAAUUGCCGUCUUUGGCGUUCAAAAGGUUAAUUUUAUAGAAAAGGUAAUUACGUCAUUUAAUAUUGUCUAUACUUUAGCACCGCGAGCUAUUCCUAAGACAUCCAACGCCAUACUGAACUUAUGACCUAUGCCUUUCUAAAAUAUAAAUAAAACGACUUUAAAAAAAACUGUCCCAGAUCGCACUAAAUUCAAAAUUGUAACAUUUUUAUAAAGAUUCGAUUAAUUAGGUAAACAAAAUGGUGCUUUCAGUAUUAGUUGUGUAAGCGGCGACUAUAAGAGUUCUAUAGUACCUACUAGAAACGCACAUCUAACUCUAAAUUGGUUCGAUUCGAUAAUUGCGGGCAGAGGUUGUGAACAAACAAAUUCAAAUGCAGUAAUUUUACAUACUUUAUUUAGAUGAUUUUGUCUAGAAAUUAUUUUGAUUUUUGAUUUCAUUCUCUCAAUGAGCCUUCUGUUCUAAGCAGGACGAAAUGACAAGAAUUGAAAAUAAAUCACAAAUAAGAUUUUUGGAAUAAAGCUUCUUAAUUAAUAUUUCCCAUUCCUUUUUAAACUAUCUACUAUUCUGUGAAAUCUUCAUUUUGGCAUCAAGCCAUCUAUUUAUUGAUUUAUAUUAGUUGCUUAGCAAAAUGGUUUUAUUGUUUUUUUUUUAUGUAAUGUUUUUAAACAAUAUCAAUAUAUUAUUGUUUUAGUAGCGACAUAAUAAAAAGAGAAACGUAGGUCUUCUUUAGGAAAACUUACUAAUGCGCAAUUUCCUUUCAAUUUUAAUGUAUAAUUUCUCUGAACACUUAAAACGGACGUCCAAUAACAGCCGCCUUUAGAAUCACCUUAAGAUACCACAAUUUUAAAUAUUCGCAUUAAAGCAGUUUCUAUUAGGAUGGCUUACUUACCUCUUUUUACUAUGUUAGCGCUGUACAUAAGAUUUUAAAAACAGAACGCAUCUUAAAUCGAUAUAAACCGAUUCAUUUUCACGAUUGAAUGUAAAUGUUAGUUUGUUAUUUAGUACUAUGCUGGUGUAUGUAUGUACUAUACAUAUGUUUUAUUAGAUAUACGCAAAUGCUAGUUGUAACCUGUCCUAUGUAGGGUAAAGUCCUUCCAGAGUGUGCUGGCUUGCGGCCUGUAGUCAUUUUAUUACAAAUUAAUGGCCUGUGCACACCGGCUGCGUGUGCGUGACGUGCACGUGCGCGUGCGGCGUUGUAGUAUACAGAUCCUUAUGAGAGAUGACACACCGCUUGCGUGACGUGUGCGUGUGCGGCUCCAACAUUUUAGCGCACGUCACGCACACGCAAGCCGGUGUGGCUCGGCCUUAAAUGUAAUUUAGAGUACAUAUGGUCCUAUUUUCCCGCUCUAGUGCGUGAAAUAGCACUUUUCGUGCGCAUGUCAAAAGUUUAAAAGGCCAUAUGUACUGUAAAACGUUGUACGAUACACGUGCGAAUAGGUAAUUCGCAUUUCCUCUUUUCCGCACUUGUAUCGUAGAUAACUAUUUCGAAGUUAUUCUAGCAUAUUUAGGCAUAACCAAAUUCCCGCUUAAACAGAAGUGAUGUUCUUCGUAAAGCACAUAUCUUUAAAAUGAUAUAUAAAUUAAUUUAUCAAUAUUUUGUACUUAUGGGUUAUGGCUAGACGAAUAUAUGUUUUACAAUACGUAUCCUCUAGCCGCCCGGACGUCAAAACAUGCCAAUACAAAUGCAAUUUUGAUUUGUCAGAAUGAAGAUUCAAAUUAGAAUGGAACGAGAGACCUUUUUAUAGGCCUGGGCGGCUAUAGGGUAUGGCUAUUUAGGUAUUUGGCAUAGUCGAAUAAAACAUGGUCUUCUCUUCCCAGAGUGACACAAGCCUACGUCACAAUAACAUGGCCGCUAUAUAUAGCGCUAUCGCAUAUUAUUAUAUAGCGCUGUCGCAUGAUAACGUAGGCUUGUGUCAGUCACGUGACCACGAAAAGACGGGAAGAGAGUACCAGGCGGAGUAUAUUAUUAUACCAUGGGUAUUUGGUAUUUUCCCAAUCGCAAAUGCCCGUUUUGACUCGGGUCGCAGGCGUCAUCGGUAGAUCACGGUAGAUGGCAUUUAUUUGUAAGCAUUAACAGUAGAGGUAGGAUGUUAUAGUAAUAUAUACGUUGAUUUCUCUAGUUAUAAGAAUUCUGUUGUUGGAAUGACGCGUUUUUUAAAACAAAUUUAACUUACUAGAAACACUCCCCGUGAAUACCUUACUUAGAUUAUACUUUUUAUUAUGUAUUUGACUAUUUUUGACUACAAAUCGUCCGAAAUGUUAUUUAGGUAAAAAGAGAUAAUUGUUAAUUUCAUUUUAAUGAUGCAUGCAAUAAAAAUUGAUUGAUAUUUUGCUAUUAAUCGUAUAUGUAAUGAAAUAAAUUUAUUUUAUGUCUAACAUUAUUUAGAGAUUUUGUGGAUUCGUCGUUGUAUCAUUAUUAUAUUUUUUAUUAUUGUAAAUUAACAUUGGUUUUUAAGGUUCAGUUUUGAUUGAACGAUCAAUUAACAUGACUUGGAUAUUUGUUGACUUUUAAUGGAGUUUUAGGCUUAUUCUGACCGUUGACAGAAUGGAUCUUUAUGAAAACAUGUGACUAUAAUCAUGAGUUACGAUUAUAAAUAGUAUGUUUAUGUAUAUAAGGCGGUUAUCAGUAUCACGUCGCUCCGGUGUGCGAGCGGGACGUCGUUAUAAUACGCGCAUACCGUUGUAUCGCUCUAACAUCGGGGCGACGUGCGAAUCCCAUCCAGUGUCAUAACCGCCUGACAAUUGAGAAAACUAUUAUUGAGUGCCCGUAAGGGCUAUAAGUUACAGUACAGUUACCUUGUUUUAUUUUAAUUCAUGUAACUAAAAUUCACAAGGAUUCACUCAAGUCAAUUUUAGAUAGCGGUGCUUCGAACAAUUAAUGUAUUUGAAUUACAUGGAACGGCCAUAUACAUAGAUCCAUCCAUUAUAUUGCAAAUUAUGUUUCGCAGACAUUUUCAUUUUCUAAUAUAAUUUGCUUGUAAACAAAGUACAAAUCAGAAGGCAAAGCGAACAAAUAGUCUUUUAAAGUAAUAUGUCCUUAUGCUCCCCAUAAUGUUUAUCAAUGGAACAUUCUCGAAAUUCUUGCCUCUAGGUUAAAAUUGUAUAAAUACUCUAAAUUUUUAUACCGCAAAAUAAUCUUACUUAUUAAGUCACCACUGCCCUUUUUAACACAUUGGAUGGCAUGGUCAAAUUUUUGGGGGUUACUAGGAAGAAAUAUGCUCAGGUUUAUGCGUAACUAAUGCUUAACAGAAUUUAGAAUGAUUAUUGUGUAGUUGCCCUUAUCGUCCUAGGGCCCAGCGGUACAAAUAAAAAAUUUCCAAAAAUGCCAUUGAAAUUAGAACCUUAUGGUGUAGGAAAUAGAGUUGAUUUUGGGUUGUUUGAAAUUUGAACGAAACAAAGCAAAAGCGACUCUUCCAAUUGAAUAUGAUUUAAAUUUCAUCGAACAGAAAAGGUACUAUAGGUAGGACCUUGGGCUUUAGGAGGAUAUGAAUGAAAAAAUUAACUUAUAGGUAAAUAACUUGAGAUAUUAGAUAUCUCUGUAGAGUAGAUAACGUAAUAAUUAGCGUCAUUGGUCACACUAACGUAUCGCGUGUAAUUUAGUAUUAUUCAAGGUACGAAGUACGUAUAUGACCAUGGAAAGGACACGAAUAAUGUUAUAAAUUAGUUAUGCAGCGACCCUUGCCAUUCAACUGUGUCGUGCAAACGUGUUAACCGCUUUAAAAUACUUAGAUUCCACGGAAAAAGUGACUGUAGUAAAUUUAGCUGUAACUGCAAAAUCCAACCGUAUGUCUAUCCAACAUAAGGUUGAAGUUAAAAUUGUAUUUCAAUGGACUAUGGUCGCUUUGUCCGUGAAUCUGUUUUCGUUAGUGAUUUGCAGCUAUUACCACCCCAUUCAAGGCCACUAAAGUGCGGUAUUCUGAAAUUCCUUAGCUUAACACAUUGCAAUAUACAUAGAUUUAAAGAAAUAAUCGCAUUGUGGUGUACCUUUUAGAUGGCUAAGUUUCUUACAGCAGAUUGGCGACAUACCUAUUUAGAUUUUAAAAUGCAUUCAUCAUUACGUGUCUUAUCAUGUAAACAAACAAAUGUCAAAUAUAAAUAAAAAACUUUGCAUAGUAACUCGUACUGUCAGAUGUUUUUGAGGUGAUCCGUUCCGUUACCGCGAUUAUUGAUGAAAAUCUUAUCAGAAAUUAUAUUUUUCAGUGGUUAUUUGGUUGAUUUAAAUACUUUGUCAGUUUCUUUAAUUAUACAACAACAUUUUAAGUGAUGAUUCCAGAGAAGUGUGAUAAUGUCUUCGAGAAGUGUUUGUUUACAUGAUAUGACAAGUAAGGUUGAAUACACUUUAAGUACUUACAUAAAUCAGACUCAGUGUCGGUUCCGUAUUUUAUAAAAUGUUGAGUUAAUAUUUUGAGUGAAUCACACAUCUUUUUUUUUUAUCUUUAAGGUACCUCAUAAUGCGUAAUAAAAUUGAUUGAACAAUGAAUGUAAACAAUAAGCCAUUGUAGAUAGCAAUAUGUACAGCAUUGGACGGUAUUACGGUAUCAGUACCUAUCUGGACGCAAGUGAGAGGACUAUAAGUAUAUGUAUGUGUUAGCCGCGGCAAUAGGAUCGAGUAGCUAGGUAACGUUUACCUGAGACGAAAUUUAUAUAAUGGUGUACAUUUUUGAUAUGAUGUUGUACAAAAGAGACAUUUGGUAUGUUAUUUUAUAGGAAUGAAAUAAAUAGCCUUAAUAAACAA